Messenger RNA from Planococcus citri (citrus mealybug), 1940 nucleotides. RefSeq names its product lipase member J-like. Gene Ontology annotation, biological process: lipid metabolic process. The record is from RefSeq and is a predicted model, not a curated record. Lineage: Eukaryota; Metazoa; Arthropoda; Insecta; Hemiptera; Pseudococcidae. The transcript is spliced from 8 exons. The coding region runs from base 263 to 1777 and encodes 504 amino acids.
AGAAUUUUAGUGAUUCGAAAGAAUAAUAUAACGAGAAAUUCUUCAGGUGGGUUAACUAUUGACGAUUUUCGCGAGAAAAACAAUAAGGGAUUUUGCAACUUUCUGAUCUUUUUCCGAAUAAUGAUUCACCAUUUGAUAUGAUUUUCUUAUUUAAAAGAAACAAAAUUGGCAAAAAUUAUCAUUUCGAGUGUUUUAUCCAACUUGUAAUCAAUAUUUAAGCUAAACAGAUUAAAUACCUCGUCUACUCGUGCCUAUAGUAGUGAUGAAUAAGUGUAUUUUUGCGUUCGUUUUAACGUAUUUUGCUUUGAUUAUCAGUAACCAUAGAGUGGACUCGGGAAUAAUUAAUUUAUUCAAAAAUGACAACGUGGACACAUAUUUGACACCGCUGCAAAUUAUUAAAAAACACGGAUACCCCAGCGAAGCACACACAGUCGAGUCUCAAAAUGGAUACAUUCUGGAACUGCAUAGGAUUCCUUAUGGAAAAUCAGGACCAGGAGGCAACAAAAGGAUUCCUGUUCUCUUACAUCAUGGAAUACUUUCUUCUUCGAUUGAUUGGCUGAUAGAUGGGCCCAAUAAAUCGUUAGGUUACAGAUUGGCAGAUGAAGGUUAUGAUGUGUGGAUGGCAAAUGCUCGUGGAAACACGUUUUCAAGACACCACACCAAAUACAACCCCAGCCAAAGAGAAUUUUGGAAUUACAGUUUCCACGAAAUGGCAUUCUAUGACUUACCUGCGGCAAUUGAUCAUAUUUUGAUGACCAACGGAGAGGAACAAUUGGUCUACAUCGGUCAUUCUUUGGGAACAGCUGUAUUCUACGCAAUGGCUUCCAUUUUACCUGAAUAUAACAAAAAAAUCAAGUUUCAAAUCAGUUUGGCUCCUGUAAGCGCAAUUCCGCAUGCCACCUCAGGAGCUAGAUUGCUGGUGCCACAUGCUAAAACGAUCGACAAAGCGAUAGAUUGGUAUGGCAAAGGAGCCUUUUUAGAGCGUGAUUUGAUGACUAGAAUCAUGAUGCCAAUUUUCUGCGGAGGUGGAAAGAUAACUGGUGACGUGUGCAAGAAAUUCAUGCUUUUCGGCGUUUUUGGUAAAAAUCCGGAGCAGUUUGAUGAUAGCUUGCUUCCAUUAAUUUCAAGUAACUUUCCAGCCGGAACGUCUAGUAAAAAUAUGAUUCAUUGUUCCCAACUGAUAAGCAGCGGAACAUUUGCCCAGUAUGAUUACGGAAAAGAUGAGAACAUCAAAAAAUACGGUUCACCCAUUCCCCCAAAAUACAACAUAAACAAAAUCAGCGUGCCAAUUAGACUUUACUACAGUGAUAAUGAUCUCUUAUCGCCUCCUUUGGAUACAAAAAUACUAUACCAAAGAAUAACCAAACCUUUGGGUCUGAAACGAGUCAACUUGGAUAAAUUCAGCCACACAGAUUUCUUAUGGGCAAAAGAUAUCAAUACGCUUUUAAACGAUGAAAUAAUCGAAUUCAUUCGUAACGCGACCGAUUUCGAGAACGGAUCUGAUUUCAUUCGAGAAACUGUCACACAAGCUUUGGACAUCAGAAGCAAAACCCCUCCUCCAGUCAACGUACCAUUCGAUGAAAAAUCAUUUUUGAAAAACCUUGGCAAAGACUUCGUAGGUGACACUUUGGAGACAAUAGACAACGCAGUGGGAAAUAUUAUAUCCAACAGUAUUAAGAAAAUCCAAGCCGGAGGAGAAAAGGUUAAAUCAUAUGCUGAAAAUAUUCUGGAUAAAAUUAAAAGGAAAGCCAAAAGUUUGAAAGACUUCAUAGGAUAAGUAUACCUAAUAGGUACCUAUUGUAUUGUUAUAAAUUCUCCUGAUCUCACCACAAUUUUUUCAAAUAUGUAAAUGUACUCGUAUUAUCAAAAUGUAGGUUAUAUCUUUUCGUUGUUGAUGUUGUUGUUUUAAUAAAAUUAUAAUAAAAUAUCCGCACAAUUUA